CUCUCUGUGCAGUAGCACAAGCUCUGUCACUAGAGGGGGAGAUGCACCUGUUCCGCAAGCCUGCGUUGUCAGUUCAGCUGCCGGCUGGUCAGCUCGAGAGGUUGCUAUAGGAAAAUGCAAAUCCUCUGCUUUCAUCUUCUCCCAUUGGUCCGACACACCUCGAGGUGGGCGGGUCGGAUGCGUGAUGUCUUUUAAAAGUGCACAUUGCCUUUCCCAGCGUCUUAGUGAAACUGCUUGCUUGCGCUGCACCGCAGAACUCAAAGUAACGACUAUCUGCCCGAUAGAGAAAACAAACUGUGACAGGAAUUUAUCGCCUCACGCACACACACACACACACUCAUCUCUCUCUCACACACGCAGUACACAAGGCUCCCAGAGUGAAGGGAAGGACGGCGAGGACCGACGCAAGGUUCCCAGAGUGAAGGGAAGGACGGCGAGGACCGGAGCAAGGUUCCCAGAGUGAAGGGAAGGACCGUGUACCGUAGGGACGGGCGCAUUCGUAAGUAAAGCGCAACCUGAUAAAUCUGGACUGACCAUUCAGAAACUGGACCACUUUCCAGUGUCUUAACACCACUUAAGGAAAUAUCUAUUUUUAAUAUCUACACCUAUUUUUUUGAUUGUAAGAACUCUGAGAACGUAUUUUCCUCCGAAACAUUCCAUUGUGGAUUCCUGCAGAUGCAGAAAGUGACUUUGGCACAUGUUUACGCAUCUUUUACACGUGCGUGUCUCUUGUCCUGGGCUGUCGUGGGCCCGUGUCAUGUGUGGAAAGUUUUAUUCUGGUCCUGUGUAACACAUGCUGCAGUAACUUCAACCGCGAGCCUGCUGCUUUCUCACCCUCUAAUGACUGUAGCAAACACUGUCCUCGCGCCAGUGGAGGCGAAGAAGGAUACAGUAAAAUACUUGACCACAAUAACACCAGAAAAGGAGCAGCCAGAACAGUAGAGAAUAUACAAUCCAUCUACAGUGCUGCUUGCUUUAUCAUCUGCUCACUCAAGGACAUUAAAUCAGAGGACGCGAGCAGGUCCAGAGGUGAAGCGAGGACAAGACAGGUUGGUGUCGACAAAUUUCAUCGAGGGCUCCAGUUUCAACCGGCCCUGGCCCGUGGUAUUAAAGCGUGCAUUUGACCUGGGAUAAGUUGUCAACAAGAGAAGCGGCGAACUGGCAGGUGUACAAGUUCAUUUACACGCUUACAUAUGCGCCGCUAUAAAUAGCAGUUGUUUUAAGGACUAGCAGCUUAAUACGAAGUAGUCUACUCCCCUCUUCUAUCCAAUCUCACAACCCCACGCAUAGGGACCGGGCGUGUGUGUGUGCCUAUAUAUACGCCACACAGACCUCUUCGAUUCGAAGAAGCAAUCUGCAUCCGCGAGGACUGCCCGUUGUCCUGCCCGGUGUCGGUUUGGCUGUGAGGGCGGGAGUCGUCGCAUGGACUGACAUGGCCACCGACCUCGCCAUGAGCGCAGAGUUGCCCAAUAGCCCCCUGGCCAUCGAGUAUGUCAACGACUUCGACCUUAUGAAGUUCGAAGUAAAGAAGGAGCCUCCAGAGGCUGACCGUUACUGCCACCGCCUCCCCCCGGGAUCCCUCUCCUCUACCCCUCUCAGUACGCCCUGCUCCUCCGUGCCUUCCUCGCCCAGCUUCUGCGCCCCCAGCCCCGGUGGCCAGUCGGGCCAAAACCUGGCCAACGGCGUCAACAGUAGCAACAACAGCGGAAGCAGCAACCCCCAGAGCUCGGGCGGAAAGCCCCACCUGGAGGACCUGUACUGGAUCCCCAACUACCAGCACCACAUUAACCCCGAAGCGCUCAAUCUGACCCCCGAGGACGCCGUGGAGGCACUCAUCGGCAACGCCCACCACCACCAUCACCACCACCAGGGCUACGAGGGAUUCCGCGGCCAGCAGUAUGUAGGGGAGGACCUGACCACGGCCUCGGCCGGCCACCAUCACCAGACCCACCAUCACCACCACCACCAUGGACACCGCCUCGAGGACCGCUUCUCGGACGACCAGCUGGUCAGCAUGACGGUGCGCGAGCUCAAUCGGCAAUUAAGGGGGUUCAGCAAAGAAGAGGUGAUCCGCCUGAAGCAGAAGAGGCGCACGCUUAAGAACCGGGGCUACGCACAGUCCUGCCGCUACAAGCGGGUGCAGCAGAGGCACAUGCUGGAGAGCGAGAAGUGCACGCUCCUGAGCCAGGUGGAACAGCUGAAGCAGGACGUCGCGCGCCUGGCCAAAGAGCGAGAUCUCUACAAGGAGAAGUACGAGAAGCUCGCGAGCCGAAGCUACAACGGUGGCGGGCCCGGUAACAAUAACAGAGACCCCUCUAACGGAAACCACGGGAAACCGUCCUCCACGGAAUUCUUCAUGUAAGAGACUGAAUCAUGGCAUAAGACUUUUGCCCCCUUCAAACUUAUUUAAAUAUUUUUAAUGACUAUUAUUUGUAUUUUUCUCAGUUUACAUUUUUUUUAUUACAGUUAUUCCUUUUGGGGGGGGGGGGGGGGGCUUAUCAGUGUACAUUUUAAAUGUACAACAUAACAUAAUGCUUUAUAUUUAUUUAAAGAAAUAAGCAAGGUGGAUGCGCACAUACAGUAAGUAAACAAUGUACGCAGAUAUAAUUGUUGGAAGUCUUAAAGAUUGUGUUUUGGAUUAACUUCAAUACACCAACACCUCUUGAUAUGGACAUUGGAUCACAAACUCUGUCAAAUCAAUAGACUGAUUAUUAUUUUAUGAUGCAAUAGAUCUCAGAGAAACCCUGAUUAACGUUUGAAGUCUUAAUGAAAAAUAUGAAUCAAACUUGUCAAAGUAUACCAGACAGAAAAACUCAACUGAAAACUGUUUUGAUUCCUUGUAUGGUGUCUUAAAAGAGAGACUCCAGCGUCUUAAAACUGUGGGGAAUCGAGGAAGAGAAACCAGUAUUUAUCAUAUUGGGACUGAAAUGAAAGAGGGCGAACCACAGAAAAAGCAAUAGCCUACACGUUUGCCGCUCCUGCAGGCUCUGUCGACGGAUCCGACUGUGAUGAUGGAGGGGCACAUGAUAUAGCCUUUCUUCCCCGUUAACGAAAAUGCAACCUUUUGAAUAUUGCAAGUCUAGUUUCCAUCCCUUUUAGUAACCCUGCAUGCAGGACAUGUAUGGUACCCCAAACCUCCAAUCCUCUCACCCCUAUAUGUUAUGGAAAGCAUGGCCCAUGGUUCUUUCCUCUUCUCUUGCUACUCCUCUCUCAUCGCUCUCUACAGUAAGGCCUGGGUAUGCAAAAACACAACUUUAUCCCCCUAUAACCCUGAGAGAUGUAAUAAAGAAUGCAGAAUAACCUGCGACCAGAACUAGUAAUCUGCUAUUACAAAAUGGAUGCGUUUUACCCGCUAUUUUCAAUCGAUUUUUCUAUUGUUUUAAAUUAAAAGAAAAACGAAACAAAAAGAGAUUAUUAACUGAGCCAGAUUUGAGACUAUUUAUUCCCACGUGUAUAUGUGUAUAGAACAGUUAUUGUGUUACCUUUUAAAACUUUUGUUGCUUGAUGAUGAUGAUUCAGAACGUCUUAAUGCCAUGUUUUAGGACUAUCUUACAGCAUGCAAAUAGUCUACGAUAACUUCCUACUUCUACUAGACAUGUAUGAUGUAAACAAGAAGUCUAACUGUACUAAGAUGAGAAACAUUUGGGAUUUUUUAUAUUGAUAGGACCUUUGUUGCGUAUUACUGUUAUGAUAAUAAGGUGAAUAGAAACAUUCGAUGAGGUGAUUUACUUAAUGUAGCAACAAAUAUAAGGACUGCAUUCGCUGCUAAAACUCUAUGCACCAACCUAACUAAACUCUUAAUAAAUUGAUUUUCUACUUUUUAAAAAGUGUACAAUUUGAGGUAUAAGAACAAUAAAGGUGAUCUAAUGGCUUGUGAAUAAUAAUUAAAUAAUUCCGCAGUCCGGUGUCUUAUAGCUCAAUAUAGCCUAUUCUGUUUUAUCUGAUGUGUAGAAAGAUGCCUGGUGGAUGCUUGGAUUGUCAAUGAUUAUCUUUUUCUCUGAGGGUAUGAUUAAGUCAAAAAUUAUUCUGUCAACAAGAAAUCCCUGGUUCAUGUGUGACCUGCUGCCUAGAUAUAUGAUGUGCAAUAUUGUGCAGAAGUACUGAACCACCUUGCCAAUGCCAGUUAGUGCAAGGCUGAUGGCGACAUAUGCAGGAAUACAGCUAGGUUGACAAGACAAGGAGAAUUAUGAGAGGUGUUUGCAAAUCGGAUCAAAAUGGAGUGGGAGAGAGAUGUUUUCUACCUCCCAAGAUACUGUUUAGUUUAAAAUAUAUAUAUAUAUAUAUAUAUAUAUCCUUGUGAUGUAAAAUCAAUUAGUCUUAACUUUCAACGAAAUAAUUUAUUUUUGUGCUUUUUCUGGUUUGACAAAUUUAGUCAUGUUUUAGGGGAAAAAAUCAAUAUGGAUCAAUUAUCUUUCAAUCAAUUCAUUAAUUACUCAAUCCGUCAAUAUAGAGCAGAGUUAUGUUGUUGGCCACCGAGAUUGAACCUGUAUUUAUGGUCUUGAAGUUAGUUAGAAUUUUUAGAAUUCCAAAGUGACGUAAACACUCUGGCAUCCCGGCAACAUGGCGAAGUAUCUUCUGCACAGUGCUGUCAAUGUAUAGCCUACCUGUAUAGCCUAUAUGAUUUCUAUAUAUUUUUUCGAGAAACAUUUAAAUGUCCGAACGUGUCAAUAACUCAAGGCAAUUAAAUGUUUCAAGAUGGAAUGUUAUUGAGAAUCUUGCUUUCAUAAUGUUUAAUAAAAAGUUAUGUCCAAAAUC
Molecule: messenger RNA, 4755 nt
Organism: Oncorhynchus kisutch (coho salmon)
Lineage: Eukaryota; Metazoa; Chordata; Actinopteri; Salmoniformes; Salmonidae
Gene: mafaa
Product: MAF bZIP transcription factor Aa
Exons: 1
Coding region: 1433-2362 (309 amino acids)
Biological process (GO): regulation of transcription by RNA polymerase II
Cellular component (GO): nucleus
Molecular function (GO): RNA polymerase II cis-regulatory region sequence-specific DNA binding; DNA-binding transcription factor activity, RNA polymerase II-specific
Source: RefSeq, a predicted model, not a curated record